This is a messenger RNA of Chlorella variabilis, 1292 nucleotides long. RefSeq lists its product as hypothetical. NCBI's taxonomy places the organism in Eukaryota, Viridiplantae, Chlorophyta, Trebouxiophyceae, Chlorellales, Chlorellaceae. The transcript has 3 exons. Bases 1 to 639 code for a protein of 212 amino acids. The record is from RefSeq and is a predicted model, not a curated record.
AUGAGCCAGGUCCCCGCUCUGGACAUGAACGCCGUCCAGGAGGAGAGCCGCGAGCUCACCCGCAGGCCCAGCUUCACCAAGAAGAUGUCCAGCAAGUUCAAGAACCUGGUGACGCCCCGCGGCGGCAAGACCUCCCCCACCGGCUCCGGCACCGUCUCCAAGUCCUCCAGCUCCGCCAGCCUGAUUCGGGUGCCCAGCAUGCCGCCGGCGGCCGCCGCGCCCAAGCCCGCCGCCGAGGAGCCCGCCAAGCCCGCACCCGCGCCUGCCCCGGCCCCCGCCAAGGAGGCCAAGCCGGCUGUGGAGGAGGUGCAGCUGGCGCCCGAGCCCGCCACCCCCGUGGCCGCCGAGGAGGAGCAGGCGGCUGCGCUGGAGGAGGCCGCAUCUGCCAGCGAGCAGUCGGCGCCCGCCACCUCUGAGGCGGUGGAUGAGAAGAUUGCCGCAAAGGUGGAGGACAUCAAGGCCAAGGCCGCCGCUGUGGAGGCCGAGGUGCCCAAGGGCAACGGCCUGGUGCGCGGCCUGCUGACCGUCGGCAUCCUGGCGGCCGCCGCCGGGGCCGCCAUUGCGCUCAGCGGCGCCGCCGCCGCCAAGCCCGCGCAGGCCAAGGAGCCCGUCAAGCAGGCCAAGGGGUGGCGCAAGUGAGGCGCGCAGCCCUGGGCUGCCCCGCAGCCCUUUAUUCGUUAGAGCGAAACGACGAUCCUUUGUGCCGGCUGGCUGCCCGGCCAUCUGUCCCAAGAUACGAGCCGCCGUGGCGGCACUCGCCGCCGGCUGCGCCUGCCGCGACGUGCGGCGGCAUGAAAACUCAACCAGGCAGCGCUGCCGCAUGCUGCGCAGCGCCACACUCCGCUCCUGUUGAUUAGACCAGCCCAACUUUAGUUGUCGCCCGACCUCGCAUCGUUGCCGGACCCCAUUCAUUUGCCGCCCGCGCUGCACGCUGUGCCUCUUUUGUUGAGCAGCGCGCCCACCUGCGUCCAAUGAACGAACCACUCGCCUGCUGUCCCUUUUCUCUUGGUGCUUUUCCCUCGCUGUUGUGAGCUCCCAUCCCGUUCCCCCUGUAUUAUUCUUCAUCCCCUCACUGCUCUGCUCUGCGGCGCCCGAGCAGCUGCCGUCACACCUGCUGUCUGUCUUGCCCCGCGCACGAUUGAUCUGUAUGCCUCCUGGCCUCCCGCGCUUUUCUGCCCGCCAGCGCAUCACCCACCCUCAGCCUGCUGGCCUGCCUCCGCAACCCCGCACACUUGACUCUUUCGUUGAUAGAUCCAUCCAGACUAGCUCAGUGCUGUCAUGUGAACCAGAAG